Vitis riparia (riverbank grape) is the source of this 827-nucleotide messenger RNA. RefSeq lists its product as uncharacterized. The record is from RefSeq and is a predicted model, not a curated record. The transcript has a single exon. The coding region runs from base 91 to 708 and encodes 205 amino acids. NCBI's taxonomy places the organism in Eukaryota, Viridiplantae, Streptophyta, Magnoliopsida, Vitales, Vitaceae.
UUCCAAAAAUAGAAAUAAAAAUAAAAUUUGAGAGACAGAGAGCUUCUUAUCCAAAGGAAGAGAAGAAGAAAGAAAGAAAGAAGGAGAAGAAUGGCAAUGGUACCUUCCUCAUCUCUGCAACUCCCGAAGCCCUUCUCUACCCCAUUCGCUUCCUCCUCCUCCAAACCCCACGCGCUCCUCUCUCCCAAACCCCUCCUCUCCUUCUCCGUCAAAGCCACCGACUCCGACUCCGAUUCCAACCCCGACACUGAACCUAGCACUAACGCCGACGAAUCAUCCACCUCAUCACAACCUUCUGAACCCGACGCCUUCGACAGCCGCCUCGCGGAGGUCCGGCUCCGGUACCGCUCGGGCAGCGGAAAGAAGGCGGAUGUCCGGAAGGGCCGGAAAUCAAAGAAAUCCUCUUCCAGCUCUGGCCCCGGAGUCUUCCUGCCGCCGGUGCCUCUGAAAGAGCCGGUAUCCGGAGGUCUGAAGGUAGAUUUCGGAUUCAGCCCGUACUCGGAGAGAGUGAACGGUCGCAUCGCGAUCUUGGGACUAGGAGCGCUACUGUCGGUGGAGCUGGCUACGGGUCAGAGCGUGAUAAGGUACCACUCACCGGCGAUCAUAUUCAUACAGGUGUACUUUGUGGCCGCUGUUUCCGCUUUGUACGUCAAGUAUGAGAAGGAGAGUGUUAGCAUUUGGCCUGAAUCUUCACCUGCCAAGAAAUAAUUCUGAAUUUCCUAAGACAUAAAACACUAAUUAAUUAGGGUUCUAAGAUUUGCAAUCUUGUAUUAGCAAUUUUAUUGUAAUUCUUUAUCAUGUGGAAAGCAUCAUGUGUUUUUUCUCUC